UCAAGGUGUAGAGGGAGAGGUGGCCAAACCAAGUCGCCAAGCUGUCUGAGUGAACCUUAGUCGACUGGUUUAUGCACAAAAUCCCUCAAUACUCGAAUACACCAUUGUUUGUACGGUUCGCUUGUUACCAUCUUAACUACCUAUAUUUCAAAUGAACAAUUUUUUCAACUAUCAAUUGUUCGCUGUUUAUGUACACAACACGCGAAAAAUGCGGUAGACGAAUGCAGAACCAUGUUGGAUUAUUUUUUGUCAAUUCUGAUACUUCUUGGAUUGACACAAAUAUGUACGAGUAAUUUUAAUGGAGAUGUAGUGGACACUUCGCCUUUAAUGCUAAUGGGAUCGCAGGAGACUGAACCCUCCAAAAUGCAGUUCUCAUUCAAAGUUUGGGAGAAUCCCAGAAAAUCAGCCUUCAAGCCGAGAAAACGAGAUAUGCACGAACCUAAGUUAUUGCUGCUCAUGGGCAAUGAUUACGAUCACAAAUGGAUGAGAAAGAAUAGAGAAAAACAGACGAUAAAUGGUGCCGCAGAAGAAAAUGAACGAAAAGCAGUACGAGCUUUACGAGCAUUAGUGGACAAUAGUACGUUGUCGAGGCAAGAAGAUCUGCUCCAAUUACCAGAAGAUCUUCCUGGUCAAUAUCGAGAAUUAGUGAAAAAUUGGCUGGUCAGAAGAGCAACAUGUCCAAUUCGAUUCACUUGGAAUGAUCUGGGGCCUUAUUUUUGGCCUAGGUUCGUUAAACUAGGCGAAUGCUUAGGGAAUAUGACGUGCAGCUGGCCUCCAGGCAUGACCUGUGCCCCUGGAGCUGCAAAAAUUCUCAAUAUAUUGAGAUGGCAUUGUCGUGAGAAAAAAUCAAUGAAGAAAGGCCAUAAACGAAAAAAUGUCAACCAGGUCAAGAAACAUGAUAACAAUGUAGCCCCUACAGACACAAACAAAACUGGAAACAAGAUUAACAAAAGAAAGAAGAGGAAGAAGUAUCGAUGCAUGUGGAUCAAAGUGCCAUAUCCAGUUCCAGAAGAUUGUGUUUGUUCUUGCGGAUGAAAAUUGCAUCAAGACGAGCUAAAAAAAUUCCCAUUUCAAAGAUCAAUGUACACCAAACCUGUUGCUGGUAUGUAAAUGUACCGCAAGCGAUCGGGUCAAAUGUAAAAAUUUUAUUUCCUUGGAUGAAAGUAGCUCGUUGAAAUUUUACAUAAAUUUUUUUUGUACUUCUUUCUAACAUGUAAAACAAGUCUUUCGUUAUAUUUAUAUUUAUGUGUACCUAUAUCAUUUGUGUAGAUAAAUUUUUUUUAUUUAAUACCACCAGGGAGUUACCCUGCACUUUUUGUAUUUAAAUUCAAUUGGAUGAUUGCAAAUUUCAUCAUGAUUGUGAAAGUAGCACCACUUAUGAUCGAAGUAUGAAACAUUUAUGAGUUUUUUUCUAUUUGUAUGUUCAUUUAAUAAAGUCGUAACUCGUCUUGAAAGGUUUUAAGUGAAAAUAUUCAUCCUAAAAAAAUGAAGUUGCUGCUGUGUAAAUCUCAGCUUAUUUCAAUGGUACCUACCUACUUAUACUUGCCUAAUGGAAUAGAUGAUUUUGUUUGUGAAAAGCUCAGAUUUGGCUGCAUUUUUAAAUAAAUGGGUAAAUGUUUUAUAAUACAUAGGUACCUCUCUAUGAAUCAGUAAGGGUGCCAACAAAAUUAUUGUAAUUGUAUUUUAAUGUUUCUCAAAACAGGUUGAUUUCUUACACCUAUGAAGAAAGUGAACAAUUCAUAGAUAGGUAUACAAAUAAUGACAACGUGAUCAAGUUUUCUACAUUAAAUUGUUUCUAAGAACCUAUCUCAGAUAGGUACUCAUUUUUGUUGUGAUAAUUUUUCAAGUAAAAUACCAAAACAUACAUAUAAAAAGAGGAGAGGAGAUGAUUGAAGCAGCUUUUGAAAUUCAUAGAAGUAAUUAGGAUAAGUGAAACUACUUGCAGUUGAAAUUAAGAACACUUUGUUUAAAUUUCUUAUAAGUCAUCAGAUAGUCAACUUUUCAUAGGUAGGUACUUGAUUUAAAAAAGAUAGGUAUUAGUAUACCUACUAGUGUUUCAUUCUCUCCCUCUACUAUCACAUUCUCAUCUUGCAGAAUUGACUAAUGAAUACCUAGACAAUAGCAUAAUUUAAAAUCCAUUUUUCUAAAACUGAAGGAAAAAUCACCCCGACAAAGAAUUACAGAAAACAUGACAAACAAAACUGAAAUCUGUUUCGAUUUUUUUUCUUUUGUUAUGAGUUAGUAGAUCUAAAUACCUACUUGGAACCAUUUAUGAAUGAAAGAAAGCCUAUUUUUUCCGUCAGAAAGGGAAACUUGUUUAUAAAGAAAACCAAAUAAUAAGAUCGUAACUCAACAUUUAUUGUAACUAAUUUGCAAAGGCAUUAUUCAAAAAAAAAAAAAACAACUUGACAAUUUGCCAUCCUAUACUGCAUUUGUCUUUUGUGGGUAUAUUUUGACCAAAAAACAAAAAAAAGACUCACGCCAGCAAAAAAGGAACAAAGAUCAAGUAGACAUCACAUAUAUGAAUGGGGAUUAGGGAACUGAAAAAAAUAGUGAGAACAGAUGGAUGAAAAAUGAUCUGUGAAGUACCUAAUACAUAAAUCAUUUGUUAGUAUGUACCUAGGUACCUAAUUAUUAUGGAACAUAAACCAGUGAAAAUUAUCGACGUGUAUAUUUUACUACACUUGUAAGCUUUAUUAUUAAAAAUUGUGCAUUUUUAAAAAAUUAUUAUUAUUUAUAUUUAAGGAUUAAAAUAUUUUUUCGUUA
Planococcus citri (citrus mealybug) is the source of this 2766-nucleotide messenger RNA. RefSeq names its product noggin-like. The transcript is spliced from 4 exons. Gene Ontology annotation, biological process: negative regulation of BMP signaling pathway; dorsal/ventral pattern formation; negative regulation of cell differentiation. NCBI's taxonomy places the organism in Eukaryota, Metazoa, Arthropoda, Insecta, Hemiptera, Pseudococcidae. The record is from RefSeq and is a predicted model, not a curated record. Bases 232 to 1035 code for a protein of 267 amino acids.